Molecule: messenger RNA, 1191 nt
Organism: Mustela lutreola (European mink)
Lineage: Eukaryota; Metazoa; Chordata; Mammalia; Carnivora; Mustelidae
Gene: COX7A2L
Product: cytochrome c oxidase subunit 7A-related protein, mitochondrial
Exons: 4
Coding region: 187-471 (94 amino acids)
Biological process (GO): mitochondrial respirasome assembly; mitochondrial electron transport, cytochrome c to oxygen; regulation of oxidative phosphorylation
Source: RefSeq, a predicted model, not a curated record
CGGCAGGGAAGACAGGGUCCUUCUCUGGGGCAGUCGCGCAGGCAGCGGCUGCGGGAAGCCGGACACCGGGCGUCAUGUAUUACAAGUUUAGUGGCUUCACGCAGAAGUUGACCGGAACAUGGGCUUCCGACGCCUAUAGCCCGCAGGUGUAUAACAUAGUGAUUCUAUAAUUAUAUACAUUACAAAAUGCUCACCACUGGAUUAAGGCCUUUGGUUUCCACAGAAGCACCACCUAUCAUAUUUGCCACACCAACCAAACUGAGUUCUGAUUUUCCUGUAUAUGAUUAUGCUGGGAAAAACAAAGUUCCCGAGCUGCAGAAGUUUUUCCAGAAAUCCGAUGGUGUGCCCAUCCACCUGAAACGAGGCCUGCCUGACCAAAUGCUUUACCGGACCACCAUGGCGCUGACGCUGGGGGGGACCAUCUACUGCCUGAUUGCGCUCUACAUGGCUUCGCAGCCCAGAAACAAAUGACUUUAGGCUGCAGAGGACUGGUUUGCUUUUUGGCAUAAACCCUUUGAAUUUUCAUUUUUCACUGCUCUGUAAACAUUUUCUUUUUUUACUUGAAUGGUUUACUUAACAUUUUCCCAGAGAAAUAGGAAGAUAUUAAGGCAGUAUUUUGGUUUAUGAAAUGGUCCGUCAGAGCUCAUUGGACAGUUAAAACUAUUGCUUAAAGAAAUACUGCUGCUCCUUGGGCUCCUGAUUUCCCUGGAGGUUCUAGAGGGAGGCUGCACACAGGCUCAUCGACAGCAGUCUGUGCCGAGGUCCUUAGGGACUCAGAGUGGUGUUUUUGAGCAUGGGGGUACAGAGGCCUUUCUGGAUUUGGAUGUGAUUGAGGAAGGAAGAGAGAAACCAAGGCGAGGAGUAUGGAACGGAGGUUUAUGCUAGUAGACACCUUGGGGGUUUUUCCUUCUUGCAGUAAAAUGUUAAAAAUUAUUUGCAGCCUGACUCUGUUCAUUGGACAGUUUGUUUCCAAGGGUUAUUUGCCUCACCUCAGAUCUUUAGUGAAAUUUUAUGUGUAAUUGUUUGUAUUUAUUCCACCUCGGGAACAGAAGACACCUGUUGAGUGUUGUACUUUAGACCGGUGUGUUUUAUUAAUGCAGCUGUGACACAAAGUCUCCUUUACCUUUUCAAAAUGUUAUGGCUUUAAAUUAUGACUUAUUUUGAUUGUGGAAUAAAUACAUGAAUGAAAAA